CCGCGGAGGAGGCGCCGGCGCCGGCACACGCUCGGGCCAGCCGCGCGCGCAUCCCCGGGCGCCCUGCGCGGCGGAGAGCUCGGCUCGCCGCGGGAGCCCAGGACAGGAGUGGACAAAGCAAGAUGGCAGGGAUCUUAGCCUGGUUCUGGAACGAGAGGUUUUGGCUCCCCCACAAUGUCACCUGGGCGGACCUGAAGAACACGGAGGAAGCCACCUUCCCGCAGGCUGAGGACCUCUAUCUCGCCUUUCCCCUGGCCUUCUGCAUCUUCAUGGUACGGCUCAUCUUCGAGAGAUUUGUAGCCAAACCAUGUGCCAUAGCCCUCAAUAUUCAGGCCAAUGGACCACAGAUUGCUCAGCCAAAUGCCAUUCUGGAAAAGGUCUUCACUGCAAUUACAAAGCAUCCUGAUGAAAAGAGGCUGGAAGGCCUCUCCAAGCAGUUGGACUGGGAUGUUCGCAGCAUACAACGCUGGUUUCGACAGAGACGCAACCAGGAGAAGCCAAGCACGCUGACGAGGUUCUGCGAGAGCAUGUGGAGAUUUUCAUUUUACCUUUAUGUAUUCACCUAUGGAGUCCGGUUCCUGAAAAAGACCCCCUGGUUGUGGAACACAAGGCACUGCUGGUACAACUAUCCCUACCAGCCACUCACAACUGACCUUCACUACUAUUAUAUCCUGGAGCUGUCGUUUUAUUGGUCUUUAAUGUUUUCCCAGUUCACUGAUAUCAAAAGAAAGGACUUUGGCAUUAUGUUCCUGCAUCACCUUGUAACUAUUUGCUUGAUUACCUUUUCAUAUGUCAACAAUAUGGCCCGAGUAGGGACCCUGGUCCUCUGUCUUCACGAUUCAGCUGAUGCUCUUUUAGAGGCUGCCAAAAUGGCAAAUUAUGCCAAGUUUCAGAAAAUUUGUGAUCUCCUGUUUGUUAUGUUUGCCAUGGUUUUCAUCACCACACGAUUGGGUAUAUUUCCUCUCUGGGUGUUAAAUACCACAUUAUUUGAAAGUUGGGAGAUCGUUGGACCUUACCCUUCCUGGUGGGUUUUUAACCUACUGCUGUUGCUAAUACAAGGCUUGAACUGCUUCUGGUCUUACUUGAUUGUAAAAAUAGCUUGCAAAGCUAUUUCAAAAGGCAAGGCUGGGAAGUGGAACCCUUUACAUGUGUCCAAGGAUGAUCGAAGUGAUAUUGAGUCUAGCUCAGAUGAGGAAGACUCGGAACCUCCAGGAAAGAACCUCCACACUGCGACCACCACUAAUGGGACCAGUGGUACCAACGGGUAUCUCCUGACCGGCCCUUGCUCCGCGGAUGAUUAAUUCCUCAAAACUAGAAGUCCCGAACAAAGUGAACUGUUUGUUCCUGGAAGUAUUUAAUGAGUUGCAAAUGCAGUUCCUUUCAUAAUAUCUCAGCACCAGAAACAAAAAUUAGGAUUGUCAAAGCAUUUUGAAUAGCGCACUGCCAUAUGUUCUGUCUGUGAAUGAAGAAUUACCAUUCUCUAUAUGUAGGCAUGCUGUAUGUAAUUGACACAAGGGAACAGUAUUUGCAUUUGUACUGUCUUAGAAUAUUAUUUAUUUUUUGUAUUUGUUUGUAAAUCUGUGGACAAAAGAGGGUUUCCUCACUCCUUUUACUCUCUGGGUACAUAACAGUGAGGGAGAUGCUCUAUCUGCUUCUACUCUUUCCUAUUGCUGUAACUCAGUCUGCUAGGAGCAUCAGCUUAAUUGGUCUCUUAGAGCAAUCAAAACCCAGCGCAAGAUUCUGAUGCAGCUCCCAAUGGGUUUGCUUUCUUUGUGUUAGUGCCCAUUAUGAAAUGGCCUAUACAGUCUCAGUCACCAUUCUCCCAGUAUAAAGUUUAAACAAGAUGAGCUAAGUUUUUUAGUUGUCACUCUUCAUGGUCAAUUAGCAGUUCACAUUAAAGAGUAUGGUUAUUGGAGGGCUUUUUAAAAACUGUUUUGUAUUCAGUUGCUUUGGAAUAGACUUCAUUUCUUGUGUACACAGCCAAGAUUUCUUCAAUGGGUGUGGUAGCUAGUUGGGAAUUAACCUUGUGGGUUACAGAGAUUUUUUUAUUCUCAAUUAUGAGGUCAGUGCUCUGGCUCUGAGGAAUACAUUUGCUUAAGGUCAUAGUUAUAAGCAAAAAAAAAAAAAUCACUCUUAAUAUUGGGAUUUUGCCCUGUGAUCUGAGAAAAUCAUAAAGAGAUCAGCUGAUUUCAACCAGAUUUUACCACUACCCCUGUAAUUAGCACAGUCUUCUAUCAUGUCUUGAAGAAAAGAAGCUAAGUAUAUUUUGGGACAGAAAAAAGAGACUUUCAAGAGUUGGCAAAGGUCACCUCUAGUGCAAAGCACUUUAUUGGAACCAGCUUUCAAGAAAGUGCCCUAUCUAGUAUUUGCUAUUGAUGUUUUUCUUUCUCUGAACAAAAUAAAGCCACUGGGAGAAAAACUAUUUUACCCUUUGCCUUUUCCCAGAAUGACUUUCCUGUUACUAGAAUCUCUCUACAGUCUCUCAGUGUUGCACUCUAAGUGCGUUUGUUUGCUUCUUUAAAGACUUGUUCAGUUUCCAGGAAUUUUUAUUCAAACAAAGCUAUUUCCAGAAAAACAAUAAAAAUUCUACUGGACAAUGGAAAUAUCAGCAAUGAUAAAGAUGACUGGAAAAUAAGUUUCCAUAGUCUCCUCCAUGGCAGUGUUAUGUAUGUGUAGAUAAGAAAAACAUACACACAAACCAAAGAUUUUAUCUCUUUUCUUCCAACUUUUAGUAAGAAGGAAUAAAAUGGUAUUAUAAAUAUUUCAUAAAUCAAAAAGACCAUCAUCUAAAACAAGAGUCCAAAACCACAAUGCAGAAAUAUAAAUGUGUGAAUCAGGUCAUCCUGAAGACAACAGUAAAAUACUAGAGAAUGCAUGUGGUGCUCUGAGCCAUUCACAUUCAAUUUGAUUUUUUGAAAAAAUUAAAAGCUUUGUGCCCACAAUUUACAACCUGUGAGUUAAUAGUUUAAAAAAAUGCUCCCAAACAAAAACCUCACACUGUAAUAUUAAAUCUUUCCCCACCUAUUUACAAAAUGGUAUGUUUCUGGUAUGGUGCCUAGUAAUAGUUGAAGAGGUUUGGAAGUAUGUCUGCUUGUUUAUUGAGAAAACAGUGCAACUAAUUCUUCUUUUAAAGCUUUAUGAUUUCAUUCACAAAUCAUGGAUAUGUCUAGAAGUGUAAUUUGUGUAUGGUUUGAAUUUGUAAGACCAAUCAUAAAACAUCGAAAGUACUUGUUAGUCAUCUGAACAUCUGCUAAAAUGCAGAUAUAUAAAAAGCAACGGCCAGCAUGUUAUAGCUAAAAAAUUUUGAGAAGGUAAAAGUUUCUUUUCUUUUCAACUAAAAUAUGGAACAGAAGAGUGAAGUAUACCUUGCUUUGGCGUCUGGAGCAAGUCCUCUCGAUGGGUGAAAUAAACCAGAGAACCACAUGUGUUCAAAUUUGGAUCAUCUGACACUCUUUAAAACAGAAGAAUAAUUUCAAAAAAUCAACUUGUAAAUGAAAAAUUUAGAAGCGUUUAGAAGAGUUGCAUAAAAUGAAGUAAAUUGAGUCUGUCCUUAGCAAAGACAAAUCUAAAUAAUCUUUUGUUUUGCCCAAAAAUCGCUCAGAAAGAGGACUGGGAAUACUCAGAGCCUCUCUGACCGAUGCCAUUAACUUAACACAACCUUCUAUGUAUCAAUUUUUAUUUCAUUUUUCAUUUUAAAGCAAAGAGUUCCUUUUGACUAAUCAAAAUGGUGUUUGUAGGCCUUUUAAGGGGAAGAAUAGUAUCUUUCUGUCUACUGCUUUCCCAUGGUGGCCUGAUAAGCCUAAGGGAGAAAAAUAUGUGAAAUCUCUUAUCUUCUACCUGUCCCAGGCCACAGCUUUGGAAGUGUGUUUUGUAAAUUCAACUGUAGGUUAGUGAAAGUGUUGUUUCCCAUUAAUUAACUUAGCCUCCAUUGAUAUCUCCUUCCUCCUGUCACAUUCAACCUUCCCAGGGUAUAAAGGAGUAUGUAGGAAGGGAUCUAGAAAAAGUAAUAUUUUAUUCUCUAAUGUUAUAAAAACAUUGUUCUCUAAUGCUUUUCUAGAUCUCUUAAUGGGGAAAAAGUAGAAAAUCGAGUAGAAUUUGGCCUUGGGUCAAAAAAUGAUAUAAAAAUGUGUGAUCUAUGUAUGUACAUGUAUGUUCCUCCAAAAACGUGAUAAAACCAAAAUAUCACUGACUCAUCCUUAUCCAUCUUCUUUUCGUAGAAACCAUCCACCAUGUACAAUAGAAACUUCUGCCUCCCUCUCAACUUCCUGUUCAUGCUUCCCACAUGCAGAGAGGGGUAGAAUCCUUUCAGCCUCUCAGCCUCAGAACUAAAUAUGGCGGAGUUCAGAUUAUAGAGGGCCUGUCAGCAUAUAAGCCAAAUGCAGUUUUCAUUUCCAAAUUUAGUCAUAUGAAUGUUGAGAAUAGGGGAGCAACUAUCAGCAUUUUGGAUUAUUAAACUAUAUGUUGGAAAAAAUGCAUAUGAUUGCUGCUUCACAUAGGAUUUUGUUAACACCCAACUCCUGCUAGGCUACUAGACAGAUGAUGUCCUGAGGUACCAUCAGGUAAUGGAACAGGCACCUGACAAAGAUGAACGAGGAAGGAAAGUAGGCUCUCCAAAGAAAGCAAGCAGUUGGGUGAGAGAAAUAACUCUGCAGUGAGAUAAGAUCAGAUCACCUUUAGUCAAAAUGGUGGGUGAGCCUCAAAGUGUCCAGUUCUGUUGCCAAACUUUCCAUUCUGAGUAUUUGAUAGAGUUUGAAUUUGAGCAAACUGAUGCUUUCACCUUAGGUAGAAAGGGUCUGAAUCAUCCACUGUGUAUUUCAACCUCAUUGUUAUUUGGGCCAAAGUGAAAAAUGAGAUUUCAUUUCAGCUUAGCUGAGUCUUUGCAAAAAAGCUCUUUUGAGAGAACUUUGUGGACAUCCAUGAUUGUUCCCAAUCUGUUCAUGAUUUUGCAUUAUAGUUAUUUUUGUCCCUCUCUUAGAAAUAUUAAUGCCAAAGUUGCCUGAAUAUUUGAGUAUUUUUUCUUAAUUUGAAGUAUAAAAAGUGUAUGGAAUAAUUCCAAAGGUGUUAAAAGAGUCUCUUUAUCAGUAUGUGUUGAUACCAUUAUGUCCAGAGAGGCUUCAAGAAAUCCUUUGGAAAUAAAAGGUUAGAUGUUUACAUUUCAUGUGAUAUUUGAGGUCUUAAGAUUCUAAUUAGCUUACAUUUUUUUCUUUGUUUUUUGGCUGAUUUCUGCUUGUAGAUAAAUAUUAGUAGCCCUGAAAUGUUUCUAACAUUCAAAGAAGAAAAAAAUCAAAUCAGAUCCAAGUCAGUCUGAUGAGAAAUUGAUGACAAGGCACUUUCAGUUUCUAAGUAACUUGUAUGGAAAGAGAAAGUGCUGUUAGCUCUGGUGAUUGUACUUGCUGUCUAGCAUGCUGUCUGUGGAAGGAAUACUCUCAGUAAUCAUAAAUAGUUCUUGAAGUCAUGCAAAAUGCAGCAAGAUUUUUUUUUAAAUGAAGAUAUUGUUGUCCCCAGAGUCAGUAAAAUGAAAUUGUGCCAUUCUCAAAUUACCAGACAGUAAGUAGCACUGGUUCAUGCAGCCACAUUUUAGUUCUUCAUAGCAAUAGGCCAGAAAAGGGCCCUGUGGUUUGCGUUUGGUGUACGGUCCCCUCCCCUCCCCUCCCCUAGGGGGCGCUCAGUGGAUGCUGAGGAGACCUAUCCACUCUGCUGUUGGAACUCCUCUAAUACAUAUUCAGAGGGAGCAUACCAGAUGCUGGUUUUCAUGGAGAAAAUUGUAUUAGAGAACAUAAAACAUCAUAAGUAACUGUGAAUAAGAUCUACAGACACCCAAAGAAGAACCUUAGUCUUUUCCAGGCAUUUCCAACUUGAAUUCAACCUGAAGCCUUUGGAAGGAAGGCAUUACCGAAUGGCCACAAGCUAGGACCCCAUCGGAUCAAAGAAAUAAAAGUCUCUUUAGCCAGAUGGCAUAUCAUAUGGUGUCUGCACAAGACUAGGCAUCCUCAAGAUUGCCCAGGAAGGAUGAGAGGGGACUGUUAGCCUACAGUCUGUCUUGUUUAUCUCAUUCACUCACAUUCCUUUCAGCCUACUGGAAGUCUUGAUAAAAGGAAUCCAGAAUAUUGUCAUUUCUCUGCUAUUGAUAUCCCGAUAGCCUUUGGAUCAGUUGCAUGCCACACUUUCUUCUCUGCCUGAUUAUAUUUUUCUCAAUAAGUAUUGUGCCCAUGUGAACCUGUUUUCCCUAAAACAGGUCCAUAAAGCUUGGCUUCCUAUUCUGGUAUGUAUUAUGUGGCCUGGAAACUAGGGAACAACAGCUGUUGGUAUGAUUCCUAUGUUAAGUGAAAAGUUAGAUUUUAUAGAGAUAAAUUGUUUUUUUGGACCUACAGUAAUUUUUUCAACUGUCAUCUUAAAACUGCCCUUAAAACAUUAGGGAUUUUUAAAGAUUAGUUGCCAAAGAGAAAUGAGCUCUGUAAUAGGAACAGUUAUGUGGCAAUUCUGGAAUUUUAACUUAGAGUUUCAUUAAUUUAAACAUGGAAAACACCCUUCAAGUUUGAUUUCCAAAAGUUUCAUAAAGCCUCUAAGCUCAUGAUUUCAUCAGCUCUCUGUUUGCCUGUGUAAUCAGUUACCUCCAUAGCCAUUUGUUGUCGUGCAAGGGGGAGGUGGUUAGUUUCAGGAUUUGAUUUUUUUCAACUUGCAGUGAGAAUUAGGAUAGGUGACAAAACCUUACUUGUUUUCUUCAGACAAUUCAGUGCUUGAGCAUCUCUGUCAGAAACGGAAUGAUGUACUGUUAGCCACUUAGAAUUAUUUUAUGUAUUGUUAUUGUGUUUUGCUGAUUUUUAUAUGAAAAUAUAAUGAUUCAUUCUUGAUCUCUGGAAGCAAUCAUUAUUAUGAGGAUCAUUUUACGUUGGAAACACUUUCAUAAUAAAGAUAAGUAUUAAGAGUA
Molecule: messenger RNA, 6928 nt
Organism: Diceros bicornis minor
Lineage: Eukaryota; Metazoa; Chordata; Mammalia; Perissodactyla; Rhinocerotidae
Gene: CERS6
Product: ceramide synthase 6
Exons: 11
Coding region: 123-1301 (392 amino acids)
Biological process (GO): ceramide biosynthetic process
Cellular component (GO): membrane
Molecular function (GO): sphingosine N-acyltransferase activity; DNA binding
Source: RefSeq, a predicted model, not a curated record